Tremella mesenterica DSM 1558 is the source of this 2244-nucleotide messenger RNA. RefSeq lists its product as uncharacterized. Lineage: Eukaryota; Fungi; Basidiomycota; Tremellomycetes; Tremellales; Tremellaceae. The transcript has 6 exons. The record is from RefSeq and is a predicted model, not a curated record. Gene Ontology annotation, molecular function: transcription cis-regulatory region binding; DNA-binding transcription activator activity, RNA polymerase II-specific. The coding region runs from base 1 to 2244 and encodes 747 amino acids. Gene Ontology annotation, cellular component: nucleus; RNA polymerase II transcription regulator complex.
AUGUCUGUCCUCGCUUCCAACCCACCUACUCAGUCUACUUCAAAGAUCCCAUUGGCCCGACGUGGAACAUUGACGAAUAACACGCCCGUUUCCGUCAAACGACCGCCGCCACCGGCCAAGACGAACAGCAUCACAAGUCAAGUAACGACGAAAGAUACUUCAAGUUCGAAUGGGACGGUCUAUGCGAAACCCAGCAAGGAAUGGGUUCUGCCGGAACGUGCUAAACCUGGUAGAAAGAAACGUCAAUCCCAAAACCGUCUGUCUCAACGAGCCCACAGAGCACGAAAAACGGAUUACAUAUCCACAUUAGAAGAACGAUUAAGACAGUACGAAGCCGAUGAGAUCCAUUCCAAUGUCCGAUUACAAGAAGUCGCUCGUGCUCUCAAAGCCGACAAUGAGCGAUUGAAAAAGGAGACUCAUACUCUUCGAGCCGCUCUUGAUGCCCAGAAUUCUUCGCAAGAAAAUUGGUUAAACGAAAAGUUGAUGUUGCAAGGUAUCAUCAAUGCUCUUAGGGAAGAAGUUGACACAUUACGAUCCGGGAUCGACAGUGGUCGAAUGUCAAAUACUGUUGAUCUGCCUCGUAUAGAACCGCUUUCUUUAUCCAUACAAAACCAUGUUGUCUCUCCGAAUGUCGAAAGGGGAACUCCGAGAGAAAUUAGAAGAGAAAUUUUAACAUGUCCUAUUUGUCCCGAUCCCGAUCCUGAUUGUCCAUGUCAGCAACCGACGACGACUACGAAUACGUCAUCUGGAGUAUUAUUCGGUUCCAGAACUUCGACAUCUCCACCUAGUCUAUUGUCCAAUCAUAGUCAUUCAAAUACCGAAUCUCCACCACAAAUCGGGACACCAUGUGGGUUUUGUCGAUCACCAGAAGAUUGUCUUUGUGUCGAUGUGCAAGAGAUAGAAACGAAACCGAAUAUUGACACGGAAUGUGAUAUUUGUAAUGCUCUUGGAGGAUGUGUUUGUGCUCCGGAAGAAACAACGCAAUCCGUACAUCAUCAUAUAACUCACGCGACUCAGAAGCAAACGCCACAAAGUCAAAUACACCAUGUGACGGACAGUACACCGGUGUUAUCCGCUGAAAUGGAUAGAAAUGGGGCGAUGAAAUUACGACUGAAAACGCGAAAUGGACCGAAGACGACUGUAUGGGCUCUAGAGCCGGUGGUAGUGAAAGAGGCUGUAUGUACUGGGGAUCCUUCGAAUUGCGAAGCUUGUAAAAACGAUUCUUUUGGCCGAGAAUUCUGUUCGCACUUGUUCCAAGCCACCUCAUCCAUUCAACCAUGUCCCACCUGUCCAGGCAAUUGCAUGUCCAUCGAAUCGUUGCUAAAUUCUCACUCGUCCUCCCCUUCCACCUCUGCUCCCCGACGAUCAAGUAGACGAUUCCCCAAUUCAGGUAGGAGGUCUUCAAAUACAAUUUUCAGCUCUCCUCACUCAAAUUCGAACUGGAACACUCCUAAACCAAGCAGAUCCAACCAAGGCCGAACUCACAUGUCAUCACCAAGAUCGGAUUCGGAUACUUAUCCUAGUGACGCACCAUCACAACUACUGUGUUGUGGUGAUCCCGCAUUGUGCGGGACACAUGGGUCAAAAUGUUCAGCCAUGCCUAUGCCCCCUACGCCGAUGACGAAUGCACUGGAGAGAGAUACGAUGAGGUGUGAUGAAGCUUGGAAGACUCUAAAGGCACACCCAAAUGCAAGUUCGGCAAACUUAGCACUUCUAGCGGACGUAGUAGCAGGUCGUAUGAAAUGUCUCGGUCCUGAAACACAACCUACAUCUAUCGAAUCAAACUCAUCACUCUUAGACCCAACUUUACCCUCUAUCGAAACUACCAACCUCGGGUCCCAUUCUUCUAUCAAUCUCAUUCCCCACGUCUCAUCAUCCACCAAGGUAGAAUCAGCAUUCGUAAACCAUGAUAUCGGUUCACAUUCCAAUUGUAAUGAGAAGGUGAUAAUCGCCCCGAAAGCAAAGAAGAGAAGGGUCGAAGUCGAGCUUUCGGCCGUGAGGGAAGCAUUGAAGAUAUUAGAUAGAACGCCUACGCCUGGAGUACCAACCUUAAACGUGGAAGAGAAGGGGGAAUCAAGUAUGGCUGUAGAUGGGAGACCGGGCUCGGUGGGAAUAGAGAAUGGAGGAGUGAAAAGACGAAAGAUUGGGGAUAUAUCCCGUUGGGCCGAUACAUGGUCAGAGGACCAUUAUCAUCGCGAGUUUCUUUCUGUGACUGCAUAUAUGGUGAAUCAAGCCGGAAGAUGA